This is a messenger RNA of Amaranthus tricolor (Joseph's coat), 1140 nucleotides long. RefSeq names its product F-box/kelch-repeat protein At3g23880-like. Gene Ontology annotation, molecular function: protein binding. The transcript has 3 exons. The record is from RefSeq and is a predicted model, not a curated record. Bases 1 to 1140 code for a protein of 379 amino acids. Lineage: Eukaryota; Viridiplantae; Streptophyta; Magnoliopsida; Caryophyllales; Amaranthaceae.
AUGAAUACCAGCACUUCCGUUUAUUUCCCUUUCUCUGAUCUUCCAUUUCAUAUGAAAACCCAUAUUUUGGCCAGGCUUCCUGUCAAAACCCUACUAAAAUGUCGGUCUGUGUGCCCAUCUUGGCGCGCUUACAUCGAUUCCCCUUCUUUCAUCUCCAAGAAUCGAAAUCUUUACAAUAAAGAACAUUCCAAAACUUCCCAUUUACUUAUUGGAGAAACUUCUAGACGAUUCCGCCUACAGCGUAUUACUAACGAUCAGAAAGUAACCACUCUUGCUGUUCGUCCUCCAUAUUCUGCUGAUUUUUCUUUAAUACCAUGGAUUUAUGGAACAUGUAAUGGGUUAUUUCUACUCAGAUUAUAUGGUGAUCAAAAGGGUAUGUAUUUGUUUUACGCCUUUCUCAGAAAAUCUCUGGUUCUUCCACCUUCUCCAUUUGCUACUCCCUUUCAAUCUACUAAGUAUGUUUUAGGGUUUUCCCCCACUUGUAAUGAUUAUAAGGUGCUUGUCUAUCGGCUUAAAUGUGAUGAGUAUGAGCCGGCAAUGACAGUUUAUUCACUUAGAAAUCACAUUUGGACUAUUAAAAUCAAUCCCAUGAAUGUCGAUGCUUGGGCUUCAUUAAAGGCCCCUUUUUCCCGUAACAAAUAUGUUUAUUGUGGAUGGAUUGUUUACUGGUUUCCUCAAGGUUAUUCAAGAAUUAUUCACUCUUUUGAUUUUAAUAGAGAAGAAUUUAAUAAUGUGGCAGCACCCGAGCCACUGAAAGAAUGUAAGAGUUUAAAUCUUUUUACCAUUGGUGAGUUGUUAGCUGUUUUAUCAUCGUCCUGCAUAUGGGUAAUGGAAAAGCAUGAUGAAGAGUACACAUGGAGGGUAUGGUGCUUAGAAUCUUGGAUUCAAAAUGUUUUUGAUGUAAUGGGACAGCACAAUCCAUAUGGUGCUAAGGUUUUCUUUGUUGGGCAGACCAAUAAUAAUAAUCGAAAAGUGGUAAUUAGGGAUGGCAAUGGGUAUUGGAGCCAACCCGAAUCCGUAGAUCUUUACUGCAUUUGCUUCGUCAAGAGCUUUCAUUGUUGCAACUUGGAACCUUCUGCUUCUUCCGGAAUAUUCUUUUUUCUUGAUGAAAUGUUAUUGCUUCGUCAACAGUUUGAUUAA